Molecule: messenger RNA, 9657 nt
Organism: Scleropages formosus (Asian bonytongue)
Lineage: Eukaryota; Metazoa; Chordata; Actinopteri; Osteoglossiformes; Osteoglossidae
Product: kalirin-like
Exons: 60
Coding region: 26-8938 (2970 amino acids)
Biological process (GO): axon guidance; protein phosphorylation; intracellular signal transduction
Cellular component (GO): postsynaptic density; extrinsic component of membrane; cytoplasm
Molecular function (GO): protein binding; ATP binding; protein kinase activity
Source: RefSeq, a predicted model, not a curated record
GGAAGAGCAUAACAAAUACAGUAUCAUGAGUUCAGCAGAAGCAGCCGAGGAAGGACCGACCGACUCGGACACGGACUCCUUCUUCAAAGCAGGAUCCUUCAGGAACGACGGCAUUAAAGCGUCUGAUGUCCUGCCUGUGCUAAAAGAGAAAGUGGCCUUUGUGUCAGGAGGCCGGGAUAAGAGGGGUGGCCCCAUCCUGACCUUUCCUGCCAGAAGCAACCAUGACAGAAUAAAACAGGAAGACCUGCGGAGGCUGGUGACCUAUUUGUCCACUGUGCCCAGUGAGGAUGUGUGCAAGCGCGGCUUCACCGUCAUCAUCGACAUGCGCGGAUCAAAGUGGGACCUGAUCAAGCCCCUGCUGAAGACCCUCCAGGAGGCCUUCCCUGCCGAGAUCUGCGUGGCGCUCAUCAUCAAGCCCGACAACUUCUGGCAGAAGCAGAAGACCAACUUCGGCAGCGCCAAGUUCACCUUUGAAACCAGCAUGGUGUCGGUAGAGGGUCUUACGAAACUGGUGGACCCUUCCCAGCUGACGGAGGACUUUGAGGGCUCACUGGAGUAUGAUCACGAGGAGUGGAUGGCACUCCGAGUGUCUCUGGAGGAGUUCAUCGGCAGCGCUGCGCACCUCCUCUCUCGUCUCGAAGAAUUGCAGGAGACGCUGGCCAAGAAGGAGUUUCCUGUGGAUGUGGAGGGUUCACGACGCCUCAUCGAGGAGCACGCACAGCUGAAGAGGCGAGUGGUCAAGGCGCCCGUAGAAGAGCUGGACCGUGAAGGCCAGAGACUGCUGCAAUGCAUCCGUGGCAGCGGUGAUGGUAGUGGCUUCUCUGGCCGGAGCUGUGUGUCGGGAGGUGCCGACUUUCAGAGCGUAGUGCCCAAAGUGACCAGCCUCCUGGACAAGCUGCACUCAACCCGUCAGCACCUGCACCAAAUGUGGCAUGUGCGCAAACUCAAGCUGGACCAGUGCUUUCAGCUCCGACUUUAUGAGCAGGACGCUGAGAAGAUGUUCGACUGGAUCAGCCACAACAAGGAGCUAUUCCUGCAGAGCCACACAGAGAUCGGGGUCAGCUACCAGCAUGCCGUGGACCUCCAAACUCAACACAACCACUUCGCUAUGAACUCCAUGAAUGCUUAUGUGAACAUCAACCGCAUUCUGUCAGUGGCAUCACGGCUGUCGGAGGCUGGCCACUAUGCUUCGCAGCAGAUCAAGCAGAUCUCAGCCCAGCUGGAUCAGGAGUGGAAGAGUUUUGCAGCAGCACUGGAUGAGCGCAGCACCAUCCUUGCCAUGUCUGCUGUUUUCCACCAGAAGUCUGAGCAGUUUCUCUCCGGGGUGGAGGCCUGGUGCAAGAUGUGCAGCGAGGGGGGGCUCCCGUCAGAGAUGCAGGACCUUGAAAUGGCCAUCCACCGCCACCAGUCCCUGUACGAGCAGGUGACACAGGCCUACGCCGAGGUCAGCCAGGAUGGGAAGGCUCUGCUGGACGUCCUGCAGCGGCCGCUGAGCCCUGGCAACUCCGAGUCCAUGACAGCCACAGCCAACUACUCCAAGGCGGUACACUGCAUCCUGGACGUGGUGCAUGAGGUGCUGCACCACCAGCGCCGGCUGGAGAGCAUCUGGCAGCACCGCAAGGUCCGACUGCACCAGCGGCUCCAGCUGUGCGUUUUCCAGCAGGAUGUCCAGCAGGUGAUUGACUGGAUCGAGAACCACGGGGAGGCCUUUCUCAGCAAACACACGGGCGUGGGCAAGUCCCUUCACCGGGCGCGGGCCCUGCAGAAGCGCCAUGACGACUUCGAAGAAGUGGCCCAGAACACGUACACCAACGCAGACAAACUCCUGGAGGCAGCAGAACAGCUCGCACAGACAGGCGAGUGUGACCCAGAGGAAAUCUAUAAGGCGGCACGGCACCUGGAGGUCCGCAUCCAGGAUUUUGUGCGAAGGGUGGAGCAGAGGAAGCUUCUCCUGGACAUGUCGGUCUCCUUCCACACUCACACCAAAGAGCUCUGGACAUGGAUGGAGGAUCUGCAAAAGGAGCUGCUGGAGGAGGUGUGCUCCGACUCGGUGGACUCGGUGCAGGAGCUCAUCAAGCAGUUCCAGCAGCAGCAGACAGCCACGCUUGAGGCCACGCUCAACGUCAUCAAAGAGGGGGAAGACCUCAUCCAGCAGCUGAGGGACUCUGCCAUGACCAGCAACAAGUUGCCGCACAGCAGCUCCAUCGCCCACAUCGAGAGCGUCCUCCAGCAGCUGGACGAGGCUCAGGCCCAGAUGGAGGAGCUCUUCCACGAACGGAAGAUCAAGCUGGACAUCUUCCUGCAGCUGCGCAUCUUUGAGCAGUACACCAUUGAGGUUACGGCAGAGCUGGACGCUUGGAAUGAGGACCUGGCACGGCAGGCGGGCGAUUUCGACGCAGACGAGCCAGCGGCGGCCGAGCAGCGGCUCCAGCGACACACGGAGCGCAAGAUGGCCAUGAAUAACAUGACCUUUGAGGUCAUCCAGCAGGGCCAGGACCUGCACCAGUACAUCAUGGAGGUCCAGGCUUCAGGUAUUGAGCUGACGGGUGAGAAAGAGGUGGACCUGGCCACGCAGGUCCAGGAGCUGCUGGAGUUCCUCCAUGAGAAGCAACGUGAGCUGGACCUGAGCGCUGAGCAGAUGCAGCGGAGACUGGAGCAGUGCGUCCAACUGCGUCACCUGCAGACUGAGGUCAAGCAGGUCCUGGGGUGGAUACGGAACGGGGAGUCCAUGCUCAAUGCCAGCCUGGUGAACGCCAGCUCGCUGUCAGAGGCGGAGCAGUUGCAGCGCGAGCACGAGCAGUUCCAGCUGGCCAUUGAGUCCCUGUUCCAUGCCAAUUCGCUGCAGAAGACCCACCAGAGCGCCCUGCAGGUGCAGCAGAAGGCCGAGGCUUUGCUGCAGGCGGGCCACUACGACCCAGACGCCAUCCGCGGGUGUGCUGAGAAGGUGGCGCUGCACUGGCAGCAGCUUAUGCUCAAGAUGGAAGAUCGCCUCAAGCUGGUCAAUGCCUCCGUGGCUUUCUACAAGACUUCAGAGCAGGUGUGCAGCGUGCUGGAGAGCCUCGAACAGGAGUACAGGAGGGACGAGGACUGGUGCGGGGGCCACGACAAGCUGGGGCCCAAUGCAGAGACGGACCACGUCAUCCCGCUCAUCAGCAAGCACUUGGAGCAGAAGGAGGCCUUCCUCAAGGCGUGCACACUGGCCAGGAGAAAUGCGGAGGUCUUCCUCAAGUACAUCCACAGGAACAACGUUAGUAUGCCGGGGGCAGCCGGCCACACCAGGGGCCCUGAGCAGCAGGUCAAAGCCAUCUUAAACGAGCUUCUGCAGAGGGAGAAUCGCGUGCUGCACUUCUGGACCAUGAAGAAACGCCGACUGGACCAGUGCCAGCAAUACGUGGUGUUCGAGCGGAGUGCCAAACAAGCUUUAGACUGGAUCCAGGAAACGGGAGAAUAUUACCUUUCCACUCACACCUCCCCUGGGGAGACUAUUGAGAGAACUCAGGAACUGCUGAAGGAGUAUGAAGACUUCAGAGUUUUGGCCAAGCAAACUAAGGAGAAGGUAAAGCUUCUCAUCCAGUUGGCGGACAGCUUUGUGGAGAAAGGCCACGUGCAUGUGACGGAGCUGAAGAAGUGGGUCACUGUGGUGGACAAGCGCUACCGGGACUUUUCCCUGAGGAUGGGGCGGUAUCGCUCAACCUUGGAGAAAGCACUUGGCAUCUGCUCUGAGGAUAACAAAGACUUGGAGCUGGACAUCAUCCCGGCCAGCCUGACUGACCCGGAGGUGAAGCUCCGGGACCCGAACCAUGAGGUCAAUGAGGAGAAGAGGAAGUCUGCCAGAAAGAAAGAGUUUAUAAUGGCUGAACUUCUUCAAACGGAAAAGGCUUACGUCAGGGACUUGCACGAGUGUUUAGAGACCUACUUAUGGGAGAUGACAAGCGGGGUGGAGGAAAUUCCGCCGGGAAUCGUCAACAAGGAACAUGUCAUAUUCGGGAAUAUUCAGGAGAUUUAUGAUUUCCACAAUAACAUUUUUCUGAAAGAACUUGUGAAUUAUGAACAACUUCCGGAAGAUGUGGGACAUUGUUUUGUUACUUGGGCUGAUAAAUUCAACAUGUAUGUAACAUACUGUAAAAAUAAACCAGAUUCCAGUCAACUCAUCCUGGAGCAUGCUGGGACCUUCUUUGAUGAAAUUCAGCAGCGGCACGGCCUGGCCAACUCCAUCUCCUCAUACUUGAUCAAACCAGUGCAGAGGAUCACAAAGUAUCAGCUCCUGCUGAAGGAGCUGCUGACGUGCUGCGAGGAGGGGAAGGGAGAAAUCAAGGACGGCCUGGAGGUCAUGCUGAGCGUCCCGAAGAGAGCCAAUGAUGCUAUGCACGUCAGCAUGCUGGAAGGAUUUGAUGAGAACCUUGACGUCCAGGGGGAGCUCAUCCUUCAGGACACCUUCCAAGUGUGGGAUCCCAAAUCCCUGAUCCGGAAGGGCCGGGACCGCCAUCUCUUCCUUUUUGAGAUCUCGCUGGUGUUCAGUAAGGAGAUCAAGGAUUCGGCAGGACGCACCAAAUAUGUUUACAAGAAUAAGCUGCUGACAUCAGAACUGGGAGUAACAGAGCACAUUGAGGGGGAUCCUUGUAAAUUUGCUCUGUGGGCUGGAAGGACCCCUUCGUCUGACAAUAAAACUGUUCUCAAGGCAUCAAAUAUCGAAGUAAAGCAGGAGUGGAUAAAGAACAUCCGGGAGGUAAUUCAAGAGCGAAUCAUUCACCUGAAGGGGGCGCUAAAGGAGCCUAUCCACUUACCAAAGACUCCCGCUAAGCAACGCAACAGCAGCAAGAGGGAAGCUGGAGACGAUGCGGACAGUCAGGGUGAUGGCAGCAGUCAGCCGGACACCAUCUCCAUUGCCUCCAGGACAUCGCAGAACACAGUGGACAGUGACAAGCUCUCCGGAGGCUGUGAGCUCACCGUGGUCCUUCAGGACUUCAACGCCGGCUGCGCCAGCGAGCUCAGCGUCCAGACGGGCCAGACCGUGGAGCUGCUGGAGCGACCGAGCGAGCGGCCCGGCUGGUGCCUCGUGCGGACCACCGACCGCAGUCCCCCGCAGGAGGGCCUGGUUCCCAGCAGCACCCUCUGCGUGUCGCACUCACGCAGCAGCGUGGAGAUGGAGUGCUUCUUCCCCACAGGCAAAGAGAGCUAUGGGCAGGAGAGCAAGACAGAGUCCGUGGCCACGCUGCAGCCACAGGCCUCCAUGAGCUCCAUCCAGACCAGCUCUCCAGGCCCCAAGCGCUCAGGCAACACGCUAAAGAAGUGGCUGACCAGCCCCGUACGCCGUCUCAGCCAUGGCAAGGCUGACAGUGCCCUCAAGAAGGUCCCCAGCAAAAGCAAGAAGCGGGAUGGCCGCAAAAGCAUCGACCUUGGUCCCUCCAAGUUUGGGGAGAACGAGGCUGCACAGCAGGACGAGAGCGCCGAUGAGAGGAGCAGGAAGGAGGGAACCCUCUCCAAGUCCUCCUCUGGAAUGCAGAGCGGUGGGGAAGAGGAACCAGAGGACGACUCGCACACUCCACUCCCUCCUCCAAUGGAGAUCAUCAAGGACCCCUCUGUCCAGGAGGAGAAGUCCUCCUCUUUGCUUGCUACGCGCCAGGGCGCUGCCGAAGUCCCCAGCGCUGCAGAGCUUGUCAGUGCAAUAGAAAAAUUGGUCAAAACCAAAAUGACUCUAGAGCCAGGGUCCUACCCAGGCUUCAGUGCCAUGAAUCCUGCGGAGCAGCCCACUGCCCAGCCAAGGAAUCCUGAGAUGGAGCAGAAGGCCAAAGCCUUGCGCGGACGCAUGUUUGUUCUUAACGAACUCGUCCAGACUGAGAAAGACUAUGUGAAGGACUUGGGCAUUGUGGUGGAGGGUUUUAUGAGACGAAUCGAUGAGAAGGGUGUUCCAGAAGAUAUGAAAGGAAAAGACAAAAUUGUUUUUGGGAACAUUCACCAGAUUUACGAUUGGCACAGGGACUUUUUCCUUGGUGAGCUUGAAAAAUGUCUUGAGAACCCCGAUCUACUUGCCGAACUGUUCAUAAAACAUGAGAGGCGGUUGCACAUGUAUGUUGUUUACUGCCAGAACAAGCCAAGGUCCGAAUAUGUAGUUGCAGAAUAUGACGCAUUCUUUGAGGAGGUGGAGCAGGAAAUAAACACAAGACUGUCCAUUAGUGAUUUUCUUAUUAAACCGAUCCAGAGAAUAACCAAGUAUCAGCUGCUUCUCAAGGACUUCUUGAAGUACAGUAUGAAGGCAGGUGUAGACUGUCAGGAAAUUGAGAGAGCAGUUGAUUUGAUGUUCCUGGUCCCUAAGCGUUGCAAUGACAUGAUGAAUCUCGGCCGGCUCCAAGGUUAUGAGGGGAAGUUGACCAGCCAGGGCAAGCUGCUCCAGCAGGACACGUUCUUCGUAACUGAGCAGGACUCGGGCGUCCUGUCCCGCAGCAAGGAGCGUAGGGUCUUCCUCUUUGAGCAGAUUGUCAUCUUCAGUGAACUCCUCCGCAAGGGCUCAUCCACCCCAGGAUACCAAUUCAAGAAGAGCAUCAAGGUGAGCUUUCUGAGCAUGGAAGAGAACGUGGACAACGACCCUUGCAAGUUUGUCCUGUACUGCCGUGGCUCCUCAGAGCGCUUUACUCUACAAGCUGCCAACGCAGAAAUAAAGCAAGUCUGGGUCCAAACCAUAAAGGAGGUUCUGGAUGCCCAGAGCAACUUCCUGUCAGCCCUACAGUCUCCGAUUGAAUACCAGAAGAGAGAGAGUGGGUCCCUCACACGAACCCAGCCCAACAGCCGGCCCCUCUCCUCCACUUCUGUGGGAGCAGAGAAGCCCCCCCAUUCGGGCCGUGCCUCUACGCCACUGAAGCUAUCUACCUCUAAUGGCAGCUAUGACUCCCAAAAGCAUGCUGAGCGCUACGAGUCUCCCAGGCAUGAAGCAUCUGGCUGCAACGGGAUGUCCUCCGCAAUGGUGGUGACUCAGGACUACAAUGCACUGAAGGAGAAUGAGAUCUGCGUAGCCCAGGGAGAGGUGGUGCAGGUCCUGGCCACCAACCAGCAGAACAUGUACCUUGUGUACCGAGCUGCCAACAGCCACUCUCCUGCGGCCGAGGGCUGGGUCCCAGGUCACGUCCUGGGCCCACUCAGUAAAGCCCACAUAGACAGUGCCGAAGGCAGCCUCAAGAAAUCUCUGUCUUGGCACACCCUGCGCAUGAGAAAGCGGGCAGAGAAGGAGGGCAGUUGCAAAGGUGAUGCAAAGGUUGAGAACGGACUCCGUAAGCCCAAGGAAAUUCUGAGCAGCAAGGUCAAUGUUAAAGAGUCUAACAGCUCAGAAGAGUCAGAUUGCGAUGAGCUAGACCCCAAAACUAGCAUGGAGUUACUGAAUCCCAAUUUCAUCCAGGAAGUGGCUCCAGAGUUCCUGAUUCCUCUCUCGGAUGUGACGUGCGCAUUCGGAGAGACUGUGGUCUUAUGCUGCAAGGUCUGUGGGCGUCCAAGGCCAACCAUCACCCUGAAAGGACCAGAUCAAAACCUGGUUGUCAACAACAGCCGUUUCACUAUAAAUAUCAGGGAAACAGGAGACAUCCUACUAAAGAUCUGUAACUUGAUGCCUCAGGACACGGGUAUCUACACCUGUGUGGCUGUCAAUGAUCAUGGUACAGCCUCCUCCUCAGCCUCCAUCAAGGUCCAAGGCAUCCCAGCAGCCCCUGGGCGGCCUGUGGCCCAGGAGGCCAGCAGCACUGCAGUAAUCGUCCACUGGCUCCCCCCAGCAAGCUCAGGAAACUGCACCGUGUCCAGCUACACUGUAGAGUACCGUCAAGAAGACUCCCUGGUGUGGCAGCAGUCAGUGGUGUCCACAAGGGAUGUGUGUGUGAAGAUCGAGGACCUCAUCCCAGGUGGGCACUACCAGUUCCGGGUCAGCGCCAGUAACCCCUGGGGAGUCAGUCCACCCAGCGAGCCCUCCAACAUGGUGACCCUGCCAAGUGGAAAUUCUACAUAUGACGGGACUGGAAUUCAGUGGAAAGACAACUUUGAAUUAGCUUUCUCGGAAAUCAGUGAGAUUGGACGGGGUCGGUUCUCAGUGGUGAAGAAAUGCCUUAACAGGAGCACCAAGAAGGAGGUGGCAGUGAAGUUCAUCAGCAAAAAGAUGCAGAAGAAGGAGCAGGUGGCCCACGAGGCCGACAUUCUCCGACACGUGCAACACCCGCAGAUCUCGGUGCUAUGUGACACCUAUGAGUCACCCACCUCGUUCAUACUGGUCUUGGAGCUUCUAGACGAUGGGAGGCUGCUAGACUAUCUGGUCGCCCAUGAUGUGCUGAUGGAGGAAAAGGUGGCCUUGUAUGUGAAAGAUACCUUGGAAGCACUGCAGCACCUCCACACCUGCAGGGUGGCACAUUUGGACUUAAAGCCAGAGAACCUUUUGGUGGAUCUUCAUGUGCCCGUCCCAUGUGUCAAGCUCAUUGAUUUUGGGGACGCAGUCCAAGUGUUGGGCCAUCGCUACGUUCACCUUCUCCUGGGGAACCCAGAGUUUGCAGCCCCGGAGUUAAUCCAGGGGACCCCAGUGUCUCUGAGCACGGACGUGUGGAGCGUAGGUGUUCUGGCUUAUGUCAUGCUCAGCGGCGUGUCCCCCUUUCUGGACGAGAGCCUAGAAGAAACAUGCAUCAACAUCUGCCGGCUGGACUUCUGCUUUCCGGAUGAGUACUUCCGGGGAGUGAGCCAUGCUGCCCGUGACUUCAUCACCUCUGUUCUGCAGGAGGACCCCCGGAAGCGGCCGAACGCGACAGCCUGCCUCCAGCACCCGUGGGUGAAUGCCCGCGCUGGGGAGCACUCCCGGACCCCUCUGGACACCAGCCGACUGGCCUCCUUUGCCGAAAGGCGGCGACAGCUUAAUGAUGUCCGGCCUGUCACCAAUAUCAAGGGCCUGGUUACCAGCAGCAUGGGACACACCUUAUAAGCGUUGACUGUUCACAGGAGACAAAGUGGACAAACAAGCCAAGUUAAUCAUUAUGAGACAAAGCCUUUGCUCUCUAUAAGGACAUACUUUAAUCAAGUGUAUGAUAUACGUGACCUUUUCUUCUGUCGAUCGUCAUAUUUCAAUGAGCUUUAAUGACAGUAUCUGUUAGAAGAACACUGGCACUACACCAGUGAGUCCCAGGGAACAUCAUGAAAGUUACCAGUUGCUCAUAACGUACUGCAACUGCAACUUUCAAUAAAGCCUUUUACUGGAUCUUCAUAACUAUAUUUAUUUCUAUUUAUGUAUUUGUUGUCAAAGGUUUGUUUGCCUUGAAUCCCAGGUUGAGAUGAAAAAAUGUCAAAUGUAAAAAAAACAUGAAUGAAAUUAAUUACUGAAUGUAAAAUGAGGCUGAGAGACUUUCAUUUUGUACUGAACAGCAUUGUGAUAAGCACCUGCUGCUUUUUCUGGCAUUGUUCUGAGAUAGGUGUGAAAGGGUAAUGUAACAUUAUAAUUAUACUUAUCGGUCAGAGGGUAAAAACAAGAACGUUUGAACAGCAUGGUUUCACGCAUUGACUAGUAUCAACUAUCUUGUCAAAUAGUCUGAGUUUCCUUCAGCAAUAUUGAUUUGCUGCUGUCAAUUAUCUGUCAUGUAAGUACGUAAGGGGGGUGCGGUGGCGCUGCGGGUUUGGCCGGGUCCUGCUCUCUGGCGGGUCUGGGGU